UCUGGAUUAAGGCUGGCAUCCCGCCUUGCUUAGCCUUCAACUUCUCAACUGGAGCCUCGAACCACACGCCAUAAUUUCAACACUUGAUAUUCGACGAGAGCUCUACAGAUAUCCCGCCCGAGGUACAUACGGUCACAGCUGCAGCCGGAAAGACUCGCACUUGGGCAUCCUCGUCCCGCUUUCACCGACAGCGCUCACGGGCCCGGUCAAAGCAGUCGAAAGAUGAACGUCGACACCAUCUCAGAUUUCCUCGCCGAGCAGCGGGACAAUGCGCCCGAGGAGCUGCAGCCGUUGGUGCUCGAGUUCGAAACACUAUGGGAGCGCAAGCUGUGGCACCAGCUCACAAACCAGCUCAUCGAGUUCUUCAACCACCCCGGUAGCGCCCCGCAGCGCCUCCAGCUCUACAAGGUCUUCAUCCUCAAGUUCGCCGACAAGAUCAACCAGCUGAAGCUUGUCGACCUCGCCCUGAAGGCGGCAACACAAUGUAGAGACAACCAAGAGCGCCUGCACUUCAUGGAGGCGGUCGUCAAGAAGGUGGACCACGAAGACUCGCAGGAUGCGCUGGUAUUCGCCACCAUCGCCGUGGCGCGCGUGAAGCUGGACCUCAACGACCUGGACGGCGCAAGGAAAGACCUGGACCGGGCCGAGCGGGUCCUCGACAGCUUCGACUCGGUCGAGACCAUCGUGCACGCCGCCUUCUACGGCGCCAACGCCGACUACUACCAGGCCAAGGCUGACUUUGGCUCGUACUACCGCAACGCGCUGCUGUACCUGGCCUGCAUCGACAUCAAGCAGCUCAGCCCCGCCGAGCGGCGCAACCGGGCCUACGACCUGGCCGUGGCCGCGCUGGUGAGCACGAGCAUCUACAACUUUGGCGAGCUGCUCUUGCACCCGAUCCUGGACGCACUCGCCGACAAGGACAACGAAAAGGACGACAACAAGUGGCUGCGCGAGCUGCUCUUCGCCUUCAACCGCGGCGACCUGCAGGCCUACGACGUGCUGGCCGACCGCAUCGCAUCGCACCCCCUGCUUUCCCAGCACGCCCGCCAGCUGCGCGAAAAGAUAUACCUGGCGGCGCUGACCGAGGCCGUGUUCCGCCGCCCGCCCCACGACCGCGCCAUGACAUUCGCCACAAUCGCCGCCGAGACAAAGGUGCGGCCCGACGAGAUCGAGCACCUCAUCAUGAAGGCCCUCAGCCUGGGCCUGCUGCGCGGCACCAUCGACCAGGUCGACGAGGUGGCUCACAUCAACUGGGUGCAGCCCAAGGUGCUCGACAUGAAGCAGAUCGAGAACAUGCGCCAGCGGCUGCAGGAGUGGGACUCGAGCGUCAAUCAGCUGGGCAACUGGAUCGAGAAGGCGGGGCAGGAUGUGUGGGCCGUGUGAGAGGAUGGUGCUGGUAGAGGGAAAAGUCAUUUGUACGAUACCUAUGCAUAAUAGACACGACAGAUGCUGUCAUGGCCAGAGCUAACCUGGGUGUCUAAUCAUUCAACGAUGAAGACUGCAUUCGCAGCCCAUCUCAAGUCCUUCCUAAGGACCAAUAUAUCUACUUGAAUCAACUUCCCAAAUGUGACCGAUACGCCUUCCCUUCUAUUCCCGCUUCCAACAAUCAAUCAGAAACACACAUACACACCUACUCACCCUUCACCUUGCCAUCAUCCCCUGCCCAUGCCCCAUUUGACCGCCGUGCAGAAGCAGAAGCAGGAGCGGGACGCGCCAGAACAAUUAACUGGCCCGCCAACCAAGCCGGCCACCAGACACACCAC
This is a messenger RNA of Canariomyces notabilis, 1763 nucleotides long. RefSeq names its product PCI-domain-containing protein. NCBI's taxonomy places the organism in Eukaryota, Fungi, Ascomycota, Sordariomycetes, Sordariales, Chaetomiaceae. Gene Ontology annotation, cellular component: proteasome regulatory particle, lid subcomplex; cytosol; nucleus. Gene Ontology annotation, molecular function: structural molecule activity. The transcript is spliced from 2 exons. Bases 223 to 1383 code for a protein of 386 amino acids. The record is from RefSeq and is a predicted model, not a curated record. Gene Ontology annotation, biological process: ubiquitin-dependent protein catabolic process.